Messenger RNA from Micropterus salmoides (largemouth bass), 1553 nucleotides. Its product is annotated as zinc finger protein 525-like. Bases 63 to 512 code for a protein of 149 amino acids. The transcript is spliced from 3 exons. NCBI's taxonomy places the organism in Eukaryota, Metazoa, Chordata, Actinopteri, Centrarchiformes, Centrarchidae. Gene Ontology annotation, biological process: regulation of transcription by RNA polymerase II. The record is from RefSeq and is a predicted model, not a curated record. Gene Ontology annotation, molecular function: DNA-binding transcription factor activity, RNA polymerase II-specific; RNA polymerase II cis-regulatory region sequence-specific DNA binding.
CCCAUCACUACAGAGUCUGCACGAGCAGCGCAUGCUCCUGGGUCCAGUCUGAUAGAGACGAGAUGGCGGCAGCAGCGUCUAAGAGGAUGAGCGUCCGACAGAGAGUUCCUGCUAAGAGCGACCGGGACCGGACCAGCCAGGAAGUCAGCACCGGGAAACAGAGAGGAAGAGAUGGACUUAAACAACACCACUGUGACAAAUCCUUCAGAACAUCUGGACAGUCAAAGAAUCAUCGGAGAGUUCACACUGGAGAGAAACCGUACAGCUGUGACCAGUGUGGGAAGGUUUUCUCUACUUUAAGUAAUCUAAAAAGUCACAAAUAUCUUCACAUGGGGGAGAAACCAUACAGCUGUGAGCAGUGUGGGAAAAAUUUUACCCGAUCAUUGGAGCUAAAAAUUCACAUGCGCACUCACACUGGAGAGAAACCGUACCGGUGUGAACAGCGUGGGAAAACAUUUACUCACAGUAAAACCCUGAAACGGCACCAAUGCGGUCACGCUGCAUCGCUGUAAACAUUUUUCAGAGCCAAGCUAGCUCUUGCCUGCUGCCUCCUCCUCAUGCUGUGUUAUAUUGUGAGCUUCUCUUUAAACUGAGAGAUAGACAACAGUAACUUUAUAUUCUGAGCAGCAUGUGCGUUAAUGUGUUAACUGUUUCUACUGAUGUUAUUAUGAAUUCGUAAACAAGUGUCAAUGAGCUGAAUUUUUGUACAUUUUUAAUACACUUCAGAUCUCAAACCUGUAAAAUAAUAUUUAAAACUCACCGUUCAGCUGCUGGCACUAUUCCACUAGCACUGCGAGGAAGAAGUGCUUCCUUACCGUCCAUUAAUCUGCCAAGUGCCCAUAAUAUCACUAAUAAAAUGUAGGGACUUUAGGAGCCGUCAGCCCUUCCUCUCUGAUCUCUCUGGGACGUCCCAGAUGACCACUCUCUCUCUGGGGAAGUCGGAUAUGAAACUCAGCAGAAGGACAUAAAUCCUUGAGAUGAGUUUUAUUAACCCAAGUGUAAAUAAAUGUACAGUCACUGGUUCAGUAAUAAUCUCACUUGAUUGCUUUUUGAUGGUUGGCGCAAUUCUGAUGAUUUUCGCAUAAAGUUUUAAGUAAUCAGAAGUUAGAAGUUUAACAGUUAAUGGGAUUCUUGUCAUCCCUGCGUUUCUGUUGUUUUGUGUAAGAUGAGUUAGUAUAUGUGUGAUCAAACUAAGUGUUGAAUCUGCUACCAUUUUAUUAGUAGUGUUGAAUUUAUGCUUCUGAUAGUUAAGUGGUUAGGAAGCUUAUUAUUAACUGUGUUAGGUUUAUAUAACAUGUGUGUGAUGGAUGCUCAACGUCAACCCUGUUUUUAUGAUGUGACUGUGCGAGACAUGUUAAAUUAUAUAGUUCCAUAAUGUAGAAGAAACCACAAAGAAAGAUGAUUAGUUACGAGGCGUAAAACAGUUUGAGUGUGAAAACCUUUCCUCCUCCUCCAAUACGCACCCUAUCUGAUGGUGGUCCGGCCUCUUUCACCUAUGUUUCUUUACCACUACAUUACUCUUCUACAAUAAUAAUAAUAAUAAUAAUAAUAAU